ACAUCCUCGCACCAUAUUAUCCGUAAGAAAUUUGCCACCUUGGUAUAUGAUGAUUUAUAUGAACUACAGCCCCUCAUUUACCUGAAUUCAUCGCCUGCAGCAUGUACUUCUUUUAUAUCCUCUGUAUCGUAAUGCUGAUGAUUGAGAACCACGAUUGCGGAAGGUAUCAUAAGAUUCCAGUUGGUGCAAAUCAGAGGGAGGUGCGUUACGCGGAAGGUGAAACUAACAGUCAUACUUGUCGCAAUGGUGACAAAAAGAAUCCGGAUCAAAAAAGUAGCAGCCUUGCACAGAAAGCUGCGCAAGAAGCCAAAGCAGCCUCAGAUGCUCAAAACAUUGCUGGUCAGCAAGCCGCUCAUCAAGUGAAAACCCAACUGGCCGAAAAAGCAGUGCACGCUGCCAAAGCUGUGGACGAGGUACUUUCACGGAAGAAGAUGUUGGUAGCAGAAUUGCAGGAAGAGGUAAAGGAAGCUCAAUCGGUCGUGCAAGAAGAGACCUCGUCUUUGGAUCGGGAACAAUCGAAUGUCAACGCUGCUUUGCAAGCUGCACGACAAUCUCAAGACCAGCUAAAGACGCUGUCGCACGCGGUGCAAACGGCCAAAGCGAACGCGGCGAACGCGCAGGCGGCUGCAAGCGGCGUUCAAAAAACCUUGCGAGAGAAAGAGGAAUUGUUGGACGCGGCGAGGAGGCGGGUCGACGAAUUGUCGAAUCAGUUGAAAGUCGCUAGACAGGAACUCACUAACACGAACCGAGCGGCUGCCAAAGCGAACGCCGCGGCGACCGAAGCGAAAGCCAAUGCUAGCAGGAACAAAAGGCGAUUGGAGAACAUCAGGAGGAUGAGAGUCGUCAAACGAUGCGCACACGAUCAAAAAUGAACGGUGACCAAUGCUUCUAGAAAGGCGUAUAAGACUAUAAAAUAUUAUAUGUUGUACUUCUUAAUUGGAUAAAAAUAAAUUUACACUGCAAUCUCGAAA
Messenger RNA from Megalopta genalis, 971 nucleotides. The record is from RefSeq and is a predicted model, not a curated record. Lineage: Eukaryota; Metazoa; Arthropoda; Insecta; Hymenoptera; Halictidae.